Molecule: messenger RNA, 114 nt
Organism: Spirodela intermedia
Lineage: Eukaryota; Viridiplantae; Streptophyta; Magnoliopsida; Alismatales; Araceae
Source: the annotation of a GenBank genome assembly
AUGACUGACAUAAAAUCCAGGUCUACACUCUCCUGGAACUUCUUUGCCCUUUCUCUAUUCUAUGUCUUCACUCUAAAUUUCGAGACCUAUAUCGGAAAAUUAACUCCUGUUUAG